This is a messenger RNA of Pyrgilauda ruficollis (rufous-necked snowfinch), 1061 nucleotides long. Its product is annotated as homeobox protein Hox-B4-like. Gene Ontology annotation, biological process: anterior/posterior pattern specification; regulation of transcription by RNA polymerase II; embryonic skeletal system morphogenesis. Lineage: Eukaryota; Metazoa; Chordata; Aves; Passeriformes; Passeridae. Gene Ontology annotation, cellular component: nucleus. Gene Ontology annotation, molecular function: RNA polymerase II cis-regulatory region sequence-specific DNA binding; DNA-binding transcription factor activity, RNA polymerase II-specific. The record is from RefSeq and is a predicted model, not a curated record.
GCCCGCGGGGCGCUGCCGAGCCCGGGGCCGCCGGAGGUGGCCGGAGGUGGCCGGAGGGCAGCGGACGCCCCCCGGGGAUGCUGGGGGGGCCCCGGGAGAGCCCGGGCUGGGCAGGUUUCCUUAUCCGGGGCUCGCCGUGGCCCUCGCCAUUGGCCCGCGCCGUCACAUGGUCAACUUUGUUCACUUGACAAAAUUAAUGGCCAUGAGCUCGUUUUUGAUCAACUCCAACUAUGUGGACCCCAAGUUCCCACCCUGUGAAGAAUAUUCCCACAGCGAUUACCUUCCCAAUCACUCGCCGGAAUAUUACGGCAGCCAGAGGCACCGGGAGAGCUCUUUCCACCAUGAAGCGAUGUACGAGCCGCGGGCCUCCUGCAAGGAGCAGCUCUACCCGUCGUGCCAGGGCUCCGGCCAGCCCUGCGCUCCGCUGGCCCCCCGAGCUCAGCUCCACGCCGCUGCCGGGCCCCGGAGCCGCCCGGAGGAACCGAGGCCGGGCACCCCCAGCCCGCCCCCGGCCGGGCCGAGCCCCGCGGCGCCGCGCGGGGAGCCCGUGGUUUACCCCUGGAUGAAAAAAGUCCAUGUAAGCACGGGUAAUCACAUCUUGCAGGUGCUGGAGCUGGAGAAGGAGUUCCACUACAACCGCUACCUGACGCGGCGGCGGCGCGUGGAGAUCGCGCACGCCCUGAGCCUGAGCGAGCGCCAGAUCAAGAUCUGGUUCCAGAACCGCCGCAUGAAGUGGAAGAAGGAUCACAAGCUGCCCAACACCAAGAUCAGGUCCGGCUCCUCCUCCGGCUCCCUGCAGGCCCCGCAAGGAGGAGGAUCCCAAGCGCAGAUCCCGCAGGGAGGAGGAGCCCAGGCGCAGAUCCCGCAGAAUGGAGGAUCCCAAAGCCAGAUCCCGCAGAAUGGAGGAGGAGCCCAAAGGCAGAUCCCGCAGGGAGGAGGAGCCCAAAGUCACAUCCCACAAGGAGGGCCCCAAAGGCAGAUCCCGCAAGGAUCCCAAAGUCAAAUCCCGCCAGGAUCCCAAACUCGAUCCCACGGACCGGCCGCCGCCCUAUAACCGCCCC